Lineus longissimus is the source of this 2097-nucleotide messenger RNA. Its product is annotated as kelch-like protein 38. The transcript is spliced from 4 exons. Bases 356 to 1237 code for a protein of 293 amino acids. Gene Ontology annotation, molecular function: protein binding. NCBI's taxonomy places the organism in Eukaryota, Metazoa, Nemertea, Pilidiophora, Heteronemertea, Lineidae. The record is from RefSeq and is a predicted model, not a curated record.
ACACAUAGAAGUUGGGUUAUGGGUACGGUUUUGACAAUUCAUCAUAAAUAUUUCAAUCCUUCAGCUCCCACACUUUGAACUGAACGAGCUGACAGUCCAAUGAAAUUAUUUCUCUGAAUAUCACGGAUAAGGAUUUCUAUUCCAAACAGAUUUAUGGGAGUUUGAAACUUGUCUUUACUGUGGACAAAGUGACUGUUUCAACUCUUUCAUGAGUGGGAUAGUUUUCUAAACGGAUACAGCUUUCUGUGAGACUGAUCUAUGAGUAGCAAAGGAUAUUAGACUAUGGACUUGACACUUCUGUGAGAGAAUUUAUGCAGUAGCUUUUAAAGAGAGCAAAGUAUUACAGACUGCAACUAUGUCGGAGCUACCUAAUGAAAAUGACCUCCCAAACGGCACACAUAACGUAAACGUCGACAUGGAAUCAGACGAAUUCCGUGACUUCAUGAAUCCGGACGAACUCAGCGACGUCAUUCUGGUCGUCGAGAAAAAGAAGCUGUACGUCCACCGACAAUACUUGGCAGAAUGGUCGUCCGUUUGGCGCACGAUGUUUCUGACCAACUUCGCGAAUAGGAACCAGACGGAAAUAAUGCUGCCUGGGAAGAGGUUGGAGGACAUAUUGGAUUUGUUGCGAUGUAUUUAUCCGAUGCAAAGUGCAGUCACAGAUGAAAACGUCAACACCCUCCUAUCGCUCGCUGACGAAUACAUGAUGGAACGAAUAAUGACGAAAUGCGAGGAUUUCCUCUUGGAGAAGGACCCCACCAUGGAGACCCUCGUGACCGCCCAGCGCUACAACCUCAAACGCCUCUUCAAAUCAUGUGUAGAUUACGCCAAAAACUGUUGCCUAGAAGACGUUGAAAAGUGCCCCGAAUUCACCGAUUUAGAACCGCAUACAAUUCUAAUGAUCUACAAAUCGAAACUGGACUCGUUACGGGAAUAUGCCUACGCCAUGCAGGGGAAGGAAAAGAAUACCCGUUCGGAGCAUGAAGCGUUAAAAUUACAGCAUGAGAAAACACUGCUGUAUACGCGGACGAUUGAAGGAUUAUGGGAAUCACCGAGUAAGAGAUGUUACCGGCAUAUCACGAAUGACAAGUUUGAUUUUUCUUGUACGGAGUGUAAUGAGAAGGUUCAGAGGCAAGUUCGUAGACUGUGUAGUGAGACGAUCGGCAUGAGAAAGGUCUAUUUGAACCAUAGUAACUGUAAUUCGGUUGUCUCGACUCCCAGAGACAGGAAGAUAUGAACACUGGAUUGCUUUUUGGGUGUAUGAUGGAUCAGUUUUGACUUGAGCUGGAAACCUGCGAUCGCUGCACGGAUGGAAUAACUUACAUCUGUUGAAUGAAUGGAUUAGUUUCUACUGGAGCUGAAGGUUUCUUGAACCUUAGUAACCAAAAUUUGGUGACGUCUCCUAAUGACAGGAAAAUAUGAACAUUUUUUUUUUUUUUUUUAUUUAUUUUUUUUUUAUAUAAUUUUUAAAUAUGAACAUGCAAUUGCUGCAUGGACAGAAUAUGUGCUUUGACUACUGAUAGUGAUAGGAUACCGUAUUCUUUUAUAGUCAUAGUGUGCCAAUGCUAGAAUUUGAUAGGGUGCUUGACAAGUAGAGUAGCACUAGCUAUUCAACAUGCAUGUUUAACCUCUUUGACAAAGACCAGGACAGUUUUCAGAGAAUUCCAUUCUUCGAGCAAGUGUGAGCAAGACUACAUGAUCUAUUGCAAAAUAACAGUCAACACUUACAUCUCGGACUCUGUUCUUGAUCUCAUUAUUUGGCGUAUCCACCACAACUUUGCUGAAUUCUUUGCUCAUUUCGUCAAUCUUGCUGUCUGCAAAACAACAAAACGAUCACUUUGGACCCCGUUGGAACUGAGAAAUGCUGUCCUUGUGAUGUAUCCUGACUGAGUAGAAGUGAUCAGUUUGGGACCAAAACCAGUGCGCUAAAUAGAGAGGAUAUCCUGCAUAUCGCAGUGUCCGGCAAGGGAGAUUCCACUGAAAUGACAACACUUCUACUUGUAUAAGCCCAAAUCACUUUCACUUUUGCUAAAAUGGUUGGCAAAUAGCACAUUUAUUGGCCAAUACCACUUUCACUUUCACUUUAAUGUCAGAGUG